UUUACAGAGAAGUAGGGGAUGCUGCCAAUUCUUUUCUCACCAUUCCGGCACUGCUCAGCUUCACAAAAGUGGAUCCCAUCAGGAACACAUAUGAAUGAGUGGAUGUGGGGAACGCCAUCCUGAAAUUUAGAGCAGACAUCCACCCGGGGCUCGCCCUGCGCAGCCGGGAAACCAAAAUGCCGGCGGGAUCUGCUUGGUGGCACCCUGCGCUGCUCUUGGCUCUCUCCUGCGUGCCCCUGUGGGCCGCUGAGAUUUCCUGCAGGAAUGAAGACGGGGAGACGGUGGAUUGGUUUGCUCUUUACAAGCUGCCGAAGCAUGCCAAAGGACAGAUUCCCAAGCUGGGACUGGAAUACCUGUACAUGGAUGCCCUGGCUCCACAGUGGCAGCUUGGAAAAUACCUCAUCAACAUGACCCAGAGUGCUCUAGGACAAACACUGCAGCAGCUCUAUGAGACAUAUGAAUCCAAGAGGAACACCACUGCAUAUGUGAUAUACAACGAUGAGGUGCCUGAGUCAGACUCCAAAGGGUCGAAAUGUGGACACACCAAAGGAUUUCUGCUCUUGGAUAAAUCACAAGGCUUCUGGGUGAUUCACAGUGUGCCCCUGUUCCCUCCCAUCCCUGAGGAUGGUUAUGGAUAUCCAUCUACUGGGGAGUCCUAUGGACAGACAGCCAUCUGUAUAACCUUCAAAUAUGAUCAGUUCACAGAAAUAGACCAACAGAUGCUGAGUUAUAAUCCAGGAACCUACAGCUGUUCCAUCCCUGACAUCUUCCAAGCUGAUCUCCCAAAUCUCCAGAAACUCUGUGCAAAGUCCAGGCUGCCCCCGGCCCCCUUGCGCCACCUGGCCAAGCUCCAGUCAGCUUGUGGGGAAACCUUUCUCCACUUUGCAAAGUCACACUUUUUCAUAGAUGAUAUCUAUGUGGCCUGGAUGGCUCAGGAACUGAAGACUGAUUUGUUGGCUGAAUCCUGGCAGCGUUCUGGUGAAAAACUGUACUCAAAUUGCUCUCUUGACUACCACGUCUACAACAUAGACAUGAUAGGGAUGCCAUUGAACUCUACCUUUCAUUCCAUUAAUGAUCAUUCCAAAUGGGCUGUUUCAAGGAAAUACAAAGAUCAGUGGACAUGCAUUGGGGACUUGAACCGUGCUGCUGAGCAAGCUUGGAGAAGUGGUGGGUUCAUCUGUACCCAGAACGAACAGAUCUACAAAGCCUUCAGGCAUUUGGUAGUCCACUAUGAAAGCUGCACUUCUGCUCCCAGAGAGCUGUAGCAAACCAUUCCUCCCAACCAACACAGCCCUUGUUAUGUGGGAAGUGUAGGAAAUCUCUCUCUCUCUGAACUGUAUUUUCACUCUGAAAAGCAGCCCUGUGAGUUUCCAGAUGUGCUAGGCCAUCCCCUUGUAAGCUGUAGGAGCAGCUGCUGGGCAGGUGAAGGGCAGCUGUGGUGUGGGGCCCUCAGGGGGUGUGUGCUGGGCCCUGCUCCACUCCCUGGCUCCUGUCACCAUCCGGGAUGGGAUGGGAUGGGAUGGGAUGGGAUGGGAUGGGAGGCACCCUGCUGCACGGGGCUGCACCAAAGCACAUCUCUGAACACCCUGCACAGGCAUCCCUGGGCACCUUGGGAGUGGGGCUGAACCUGGGAUAGGAGGGAAAACAGAAACCUCUCUCAUGAGCUGGGCUGUCAGCACUGGCAGGUAGCAAGGGAUAAGUACCCCCAAGUACUUCAAAAUUGCCCUGGAUUUCUGGCACUGUUGAGAUAAAUCACAGCAUUUCUGCUCAGCUUUGGCUGAAUCUCUAAAAGAGCUGAGAAAAUUAGAUCCAGACCGGGAGGUGAGUAGAUCUGAGGACAGGAAGGCCUCAUUUUUAUAUGAUUCAUUUUUAGAGAAUUAAUGAACUUUAAAUCACCUUUUAAUUAUCUGUAACCAAUAGCUUGGGAAUAUUUCUAGUGCUUUUAUUCAUGUACAGCAAUUUUAUAAACAAAUAAACAUGUCCAAAAUAUGAAUAAACAAAAUGAGGAGUAACAAUGGUCUGUUUACAUUCUCUCUCUUCCAUCUGUAUUUGUGGUUAGUUACAAUGUUUUAUAGCUGCCAAAGGAAAAAUUGAGACAAUGAGGAAAAAAUAUAAAGAGAAGAAUAUAUUUGAAGAAAGAUAUUUAACCUAUAUUUUUGUAUUUAACCUACAUUUUUGCAUUACAACAAAUGUGGCUUUGAUUUU
Messenger RNA from Passer montanus (Eurasian tree sparrow), 2205 nucleotides. It is a transcript of the gene DNASE2B, whose product is annotated as deoxyribonuclease 2 beta. Gene Ontology annotation, molecular function: deoxyribonuclease II activity. Bases 177 to 1265 code for a protein of 362 amino acids. Gene Ontology annotation, biological process: apoptotic DNA fragmentation. The record is from RefSeq and is a predicted model, not a curated record. NCBI's taxonomy places the organism in Eukaryota, Metazoa, Chordata, Aves, Passeriformes, Passeridae. The transcript is spliced from 7 exons.